This is a messenger RNA of Chara braunii, 3196 nucleotides long. The record is from the annotation of a GenBank genome assembly. NCBI's taxonomy places the organism in Eukaryota, Viridiplantae, Streptophyta, Charophyceae, Charales, Characeae.
GCGGAAUACAAGGCAAGAUUGAUUGAGGAAAUGAUGACUGGGAACUAAGAAGGUCCUCUGCAGGAGGAACCCCGGGACGAACGGAAAGCCAGCCAAGGUGGGACUGGACGAGGGGAUAAAGGUAGUGACCGUGGGGGAACGUCGAGCAAGAGAAGGAAAGAGAGAGAGAACUCUCCGGGGGUGGAAGCAGAAAAGGCUACGACUCCGCCAACCAUGGAUAGUGGGGCUAGCCGCCUGCCGAUCACGCCACCAGUAGCACGAGGAUGCGAAGGACUUUGGAGCCUUAGGGAAAGAGUGUUGGGAUGGUUUGACCCGGAAGGAACUAUGAAAACCAGGGAGGGACAGAAGGCCGACAAGGAAAGUCCGGAUAACAGUAUGGCAGGCGAGGCCAGCAGCUCCGAGGGCGGUCUUAAGAAAAUAGUGUCGUCCCUCGCGCGAGCACUAAACAAAAAUCAAAGCUACCUAGCGGAUGCUAAGAAAAAAUUGACGUUUGAUGGGGCGAACAUCACAGAAUUCCUGAUAGAUUACGAGAAUCUGGCUGCGUUGUUGAAAUGGACCGAAAAAGAGAAGAUGGACCACCUAAGGCAGCAUGUGUCUUUGAGCCCAGGACGGGACAUAAUGGCCAUUGUGGCCGCGAGCCGGUCUUGGAAAGAAACCCAAGAUGUGAUGAUGAGAAAAUAUCUGGCAGCAGAGAAGAUGGCAACGGAGGCCGAUUUAGCGGCAGUCGAGAGGAAGAACUUCGCAAUGUACAAUGACUUCCUACGGGAGUUUACUUUGGUAGCACUAAGGAUCCCCGGGGUCACGGACCGGAUAAUGAGCAAGUAUUUCCUCAGGCAGUUCUUUGAGUUCGCCAAAGACAAGAUCCUGUCAGCUUACCAACAGACGAGCAAGUUCGUAAACACGCGGGAUGUUGAUUUUAGCACGGUAACAGAUAUGGCUGAGAAAACGGUAGUAACAGACACGUUGGCCUUGCUCAAGGAAGGGGAGGUCAUAGACUUGACCAGGUUGACGGGCGACAAGGUAAAAAAGGGGAUUGAAAGCCUACACGAACGGGUGCACGGAGUCGACAACAAGAUUGAAAGGAUGGAGAGCGCGCUACUAGUUAUGCAGGCACAAGUAUCCCGUCCCCCCCUCCCGCCUCAGGAAGCAGUAGUUCCACCAGGGGUAGCCAAUCGUAGAUAUGGACGGAGAGAUCCCGCCAACGAACAAUGCAAAUACUGUACCGCAGUAGGGCAUUUUGUGCAGUCGUGUCCAAAGCUCAACCAUGACAUACUGAAAAGGAGGUGUACCAGGUCAUUAAAGGGGGAGAUAUUUGGACCACAGGGGGAACGGGUGAACUGGAACUCACCAGGAGGGAUGCGGCGAGCCAUCAUCAUGCUCAACAGGUUAGAAAAAACAGCCGUAGAAGCCGAACCGAUGGGCGAGAUCAUCUGGGAUCAACUCCGGGGGCGCGGGCCGCAGGUCAACUUCAUUCUGGAAAGCGACGAACGGGAUAGGGUAAACGCGACUACUCGACUUGGGACGGCUGGGAGAAGGAUUAUUCGUGACGCCGUAAUGGAGGAGGUUGCUGGAAGUUCGGAACCGCAGGCAGAGCCUGAGGCUGAGGAACCGGAAAAGGUCUAUGGGAAGCCUAGGGAAGAGGAGCCUGCGGACAAGGUUACCGCCGCUAAGAAAACGUUUCGGUAUCAAAUCCCGAUCUUAACCUUGACUGAGCUCGACGACACCAUUAGCAAGUUACUAGGAACCAUGGUGUCGGUGUCUUUUCAGACCAUGCUGCAGGCUAGCCCUAGGUUGCUCAAAGGGCUCAGACAACUGUUGACUCGGAGGCGAGUAGAAGUAGGCGACAACCCCGAAUUACCAGAAGGGGAUAGGCAGGAGGAAGCUCCGCAAGAAGUGGCUAACCUUCAGAGGAGUCACGGGGACUUGGAGGAUCUCGAAAAAGCCUUUGCAGACAUUCGUUUGAGCUUGCCCGACCAAGAGGGCGACGAAGUCAUGAGAUCACCACCCGGGACGAAACUUAGCUUUCAUGCGCUGCCCAUAGGGAAACUGAAAAUCCAGAUCGGGAGUCAUCAUACUGACGCAUUAGUAGACGGGGGAGCAGAAAUCACUCUCAUAAGAAGAGAUUUCGCAACGAUCACAAGGAAAGGCGACGGGGGCGAUCCCGACUGUUCAUUUUUUAGGAGAAAGAUCCCGAAAGAAAGUGUUCGAAAGUACAAGCCGGUAGGGAAGAAAGCAAAAUUGGUCUCGAUCCUGCUAGAAACAUCAAAGGAAGAGGCUAUGGAGAAGGAGGAAGAGGUCCUUCGAGUGAUCCGAGAAAGAAGGGCGACGGAGGGACAUCGGAUACCAGAUGAGGUAGCUGACACAAUGAAGAUAGGGAUAGACGGGUUCUUAACGGGAGAAGAAACCCGCCUGAUCAAAAGGACCUGCCAAGAGUUUCAUCUGGCAUUUACCUUUAAUGAUCACCAGAAGGGACGACUGGAUGCGAAGUUGAUCCCUCCGGUCAGAAUCCACACGGUGGAACAUGAGUGCUGGAAUGACAAGGGGCCAUCCUAUGAAUUUGGGAUAGCAGAAGAAGUAACAGACCUCCUCCGAGCAAAGAUGGACUCCUUCGUUGCGGAGCCUACGGCAUCGCCAUACGCAAAUCGGUGGUUCGUCUUUCGGAAGCCUAACAAGACACUAAGGUGGAUUCAGGACCUGCAGAAGUUGAAUGCGGUAACCAUCCGGGAUGCUGGCUCGCUGCCUCAGGCUGACUUAUUAGCAGAAUCGCACGCCGGUCGGAGCAUUUACUCCCUGAUAGAUCUGUACUCAGGGUACGAACAACUUUUGUUGGAUGUUCGGGACAGGCCAUACACCGCUAUGCACACCCCCGUAGGCCAACUACAAAUGCAAGUGACCCCUAUGGGAUUCACAAACGCGGUGGCCGAAGCGCAACGCAGGAUGCUCGCCGUGGUCGGGGACAUGUUCCCAGAAAAAUGUGAGCCUUACAUCGAUGACAAUCCGAUCAAAGGCGCGCAGGAGAAGGACGAGACGGAAGUCCAGCCAGGGAUCCGACGUUUUGUGUGGAACCACCUGCAGAACAUCGAGGACUUACUCCGCCGGUUCCUAGUAUACAACAUUACGGCUAUAGUGGACCAAAGAGUAUCCUAGCAGUACCGGAGGUAACUAUACUAGGAUUUCGUUGCGGUGCUUACGGUAG